This is a messenger RNA of Parastagonospora nodorum SN15, 648 nucleotides long. RefSeq lists its product as hypothetical. NCBI's taxonomy places the organism in Eukaryota, Fungi, Ascomycota, Dothideomycetes, Pleosporales, Phaeosphaeriaceae. The record is from RefSeq and is a predicted model, not a curated record. The transcript is spliced from 3 exons. Bases 1 to 648 code for a protein of 215 amino acids. Gene Ontology annotation, cellular component: extracellular region.
AUGAGAUUUGCCGCCUUUCUCGUAGCUCUCGCGGCUGCCACGGCCGUUGCCGCUCUCACUGUCGACGUCAAGCCGCGCGACCUCAUCGACGACGACGCUCCUCACCAGGACGAUCCGGACUUCAUCAGCGCCGUGAUGCGCGCCCACUGGUACUGGCGUAGGCUUCAUUGCGCUCAGGACCUCGUCUGGGACCCUGAGCUCGCCAAGCAGGCUCGUGCCGACGUCGCGAAGUGCCCGGACAAGCCCACUCAUGAGCGCCCCGGCAGCAACCUCUCGUCCGUUAAGCCUGCGCCCAAGGGUCACGCUGAGUGGGUCGCGUUCGCCCGCGGCGCGUCCCAUGGCUGGCAUGAGGAGGAGACCCAGUACCCUUACGACAACCCUCACUUCUCCGAUGCGUGGGGUCACUUCUCCCAGAUGGUCUGGCGCAACUCUUCGUCCAUCGGCUGCGCUGUCGGACACUGCAACGAUGCUAAGAACCCCGUCCAGUGGCCCGGCCGCUUCUACUGCUACUACAACUGGUACGGCAACAAUGUAGCUGAGGGUCAGUUCCGUGAACAAGUCUGGGGACCCGUGUGCCACGAUCCUUCUGUCGGCGAGGUCAAGGCCCGCCAGAAUGUUGCCUUCGACUGGACUGCUCGCACCCAGUAG